Molecule: messenger RNA, 1421 nt
Organism: Drosophila virilis
Lineage: Eukaryota; Metazoa; Arthropoda; Insecta; Diptera; Drosophilidae
Product: hatching enzyme 1.2
Biological process (GO): proteolysis
Molecular function (GO): metalloendopeptidase activity; zinc ion binding
Source: RefSeq, a predicted model, not a curated record
ACCGCCCGUCUGAAGGUCUGCCGGUAAAAAAAUAUGUAUAUAAAAGCCCGUUGCCGCCUGAUAAAAGCGGGCACGUCUGAACUGAGUCUCUGCAGAACUGAGUAUAUAUAUCCAGUCCAUUCCACAACGAAGCACAGUCAAGCUACAGCCAGCAACCAAACAAUUAGCCAAUCAAUCUAUCCAAUAUGUGCAGACUUACUUUGCUAUUCAUUUUGGGUCUAGCAUGUGCACAGGCAGUGCCGCUGGUAUCCUACGACGACAUUGACGAUACGGAGGCCAUUGAGCUGCCAGGCAUUGAAGAGCCAUCCGCGGCAAGUAAGGACAUCAUUGACUUGAGCUCCUAUGGCAGUGCCAUGUAUGGCACUCCCGAUCAGGAGCUAACAGCUGCCCUUGUGGGCAAUUUCAGUGCCGACACUGACAAGGUUAAUCCCGAGGAGUUGGGCAGCUAUCUUGAGGGUGAUAUACUCGUGCCACAGUCACCGAUUACCAUGAAAAACGGCCUGACCACGCAGAGUUCGCGCUGGCCCAACGGUGUGGUGCCAUACGAAAUCCGCGGCAGCUUUAAUGCCCGCGACAUGGCUACCAUACAGAGCGCCAUAGCGCAGUAUCACAAGCGCACUUGCAUCCGAUUUGUGCCGCGCAGCAGUGAACGGGAUUACAUUUCGAUUGUGAGCGGCAACUCGGGCUGUUGGUCAUCAGUGGGCCGUGUGGGUGGCAAGCAGGAGGUGAAUCUGCAGUCGCCUGGCUGCUUAAGUCGACCCGGCACAGCCAUACACGAGCUGAUGCACGCCCUUGGCUUUUUACACGAACAGAAUCGCAUGGAGCGUGAUGGCUUUGUGGCUAUCCAAUACAGGAAUAUUCAAUCCGCAGCCGUAAGCAAUUUCGAGAAGGCCGCCAAGACGGAAGCAUUUGGAAUUCCCUACGAUUAUGGCAGCGUCAUGCACUAUUCAGCGAAUGCCUUCUCCACCAACGGGCAACCGACUAUUGUGGCGAUGCAAUCGAAUGGUGCUUCUAAAAUGGGUCAGCGCAACGGAUUCUCCGACUUCGAUGUGGAUAAACUAAAUCGCAUGUACGACUGCGGCUAUGUGGGUGGAUCUGCGCCCGCGGUUGGAGCUGGCGCAGCAGCGCCUGCUCCUGCUCCAGCUGUUCCGGCGCCAGCUCCUGUUGCUCCCGGUGGCAAUCCCAUCGUUGAUAGUUUUCUCAGCGGUCUCAUCAGUGGACUGGGUCUUGGAGACGGCGAGAACGAAAAGGCCACUGAAGCUAGCAACUAGACCAAAGAACCUGCAAAAUUCAUAUGUUCACAAACGCAACCAACUAUUUAAUGCAUAACCCAUACAAACUUAGUCUAGUAUUAAUUAUCAUGAAUCUCUACCUGAUCAAAGUAUAUAAGAAUAAAAACUAGCACCAAUUGCAUAAACUUU